UCAUUUCAAGUUCAAAGAGAUUUUUCAUUGGCACCACCAAUAUUUACGACAGUAGUGCUUAUUGCAGAGUUAGGUGUUAGAAGAGGUUACUUUAAGUAAAAGUAAAACUGAUAUUCUAAAAACUGUAGGUUAUUUUGAUUUAUGAUAGCUCUAUCAUGUUCCAUGUUUGUCAUGGUGCUAAUUCUGUUGAUCUCGGUAUUAUUUCAUUUCACUAGAUGGGGUAAGUGUUAGUGGUGAUGACUAUUGUAACUCUGAUGUGGAUUGGCAAGAAUCUAGGGAAGAGUGAAGUUGGAACUUUCAGGGACGAGCUUUCUUCUCUGUUUCAUCCCAGCAAUGGGGAAAUUAAAGAAAUUUGGAUUCUGGAGGAUGGGAUCGAUUCUUCUCCUCAAAUUUAGAAAACUCCGAUGAGGUUAAGUAUGUAAAAGAGAAAUUAGGAGAUGAGGGUGCUGGUUUUUUGAAAAAAUCCAGAAUAAUUUUGGUUCCUAUUUCAAAUGGCGAGGAAAAAGUAAAAAAGAAGAGUUUGCUGAAGCCUAAAGUCGGUAAGAAGAAGCAGGAGCAGUGAUGUUUUGGUCUUGCUUUUGAGCUUGGCUUCCUUAAUUCAUUGUUUUUGUUCUCUUUGGCGGUCCUGUCGUCGCUGCACUUGAAUCAAUUUUUGGUUCAUGGUUUUCCAUUUGGGGAGUGGAUCUUUUGUAAGCUUUUUGUUUAGCUUCUUCAUUAGGUGGCUCAGCUUCUGUUUUGCCAAGUUCCUUGGGCUGCUUUCUUAGGAUUUUUGUUUGGUUGUUUCUGUGUUUAGGUUGGUCCUAAGCAUAAGGGUUUUUGGUUUGUAUUGGUUCUCUUUGGUAUUUUGGCUUGGCUUAGAGUGUGUAUGUAUUUUUUGGUUCUUGGUUGGGUUGUUUAUGCUCUACUUUUGGAAGUUAAUGUAACUUGCUCAGUGUUUUUUUUUUUCCUUUUCAAUGAAAAAUUCUUUUUGUUGUCAAAAAAAGAAAAGAAAAGAUGGGGUAGCUUCACGCAACUUUAUGAUAUUCCUAAGCUUCUCUACGAUCUCAUUGGACACCUGGCACAAGUUCUUUUUGUUAACACAGUUGCUCCUUAAUACAUUAAUGUAUGUGUGUGUAUCAUGUUUCUGUGGUAUUCAGUAUUCUAGAAUUUGCACCCUUAGUAUACUGCAGUGGCCAAUGAGUUUAUUCGUAUUCUCUCUUCUAUCUUAUUUCUAUGUCCAUAAUAAUUGUUAUGAUUCUAGCAACACUGUUUUCAUUGGUUCCAUUCCCUCUUUAGACCAUCCUUAUUAAUGAGCUGCCUUCCAUGAAAAUGUUUUGGUCAGAACUGCUUCCACUAUAGGCAGCUGACAUACGUUGCUGGUGUUCAUUGACUUUAUUUUAUCCUUUGGAGGAGAGAUAGAAUUUAUACCAUUGUUAAUCCUCGUCUCGAAGAGUUAAAGUCAUAUAAGUUACAGAUGGACGAGUCAGAAAAUCUUGUUAAGCAGAGUGAUCAUGGUAAGCGAAAAUUGGGUGGAGAGGCAUCCAAUGUAGAGUCUCCUGCCAAACGACGAAAAGAUGUUGUACAUGAGACAAAGAAGGUUGACGGAAAGGGUAAAGGUCAAUCACAAAACUUAGAUGAUCAAACAGGAGAUAGCAAAGCAAGAGUUAAAAAAUCUAAUGAUGCAAGUGACCAACAAAUGAAAGAUUCCGUCCAGGAAAAAGGGAAAGUAUAUAGUGACCAAUGCACUGCAUUCAUCUCCAACCUCAACCUCAAGGCAACUUAUGAGCACUUGCGGGACUUCUUUGAAGAUGUUGGUGGAGUUGUCGCAGUUCGAAUAUUGCACGAUAAGUUUACUGGAAAAUCACGGGGACUAGCAUAUGUAGAUUUCUCUGAUGAUGCACAUCUUGAUGCUGCAGUUGCAAAAAACAAGCAGUUGCUGCUUGGGAAAAGGAUAAGCAUUGCACGGUCUGAUCCUAAGAAAGGAGGCCAUGCUACAGAUCGAGCUGGUGGAGGCAAGAGACCCGAGUCCAGAGGUUUCGGGAAGGAGCCUAGGAAGGCCAAGGAACAGCCAGCGGAAAGGAAGCACGGAGGGGACGGUGUCGAGCUCAAGGGAAAGAACACGUUUGCAGUGCCCAGGAAUGUUAGAGCGCUUGGUUGGACAGCAGAUAAACCAAAAAAUGGGGAACAAGAUGAUGAGACGCCAAAAACCAAUGAUGAAUUCAGGAAACUGUAUUUUAAAGGCUGAUUUAGCUUUUUUUGUUGUUGUGACGUAGGUUAGAGUUUCUCCCCUAAUAUCACAAUAUCACAAGGGGAUUUUUGUUUUUACUUUAGAAAGUACUAUUUCUGUGUAGUAAAAUUCUGUUUAGGUAUACUAUGGUAUCCUUUUGUUUGGAUGCCUGUAUUGGGUCUGUUGUAUAUAGUCCACUUGAGAUGUGCACCAUUUAAGUUUAUUUUCAGGUUUUUUUUUUUUUUUUUAUUUGAUAAAAACGACAGUUCACUA
Molecule: messenger RNA, 2479 nt
Organism: Momordica charantia (bitter melon)
Lineage: Eukaryota; Viridiplantae; Streptophyta; Magnoliopsida; Cucurbitales; Cucurbitaceae
Source: RefSeq, a predicted model, not a curated record